This is a messenger RNA of Diatraea saccharalis (sugarcane borer), 1567 nucleotides long. NCBI's taxonomy places the organism in Eukaryota, Metazoa, Arthropoda, Insecta, Lepidoptera, Crambidae. The record is from the annotation of a GenBank genome assembly.
AUGCCAUUUGCUGUACCAGUUUUAUGGCGUGAACCUAGUAAUCAUUUUAAUGAUUGCUACUUUUGCAUGACUGACAUAUGUGGCUUUUCAAAGAAAAUCAAGCACAACAUUCAGUAUCCUGACAUUCUUUUAUAUUUGAAACAAGUACCUCACGAAGAAGAAAUGCCUCCUCCAUUACUUCAUACGGAAAGUUGGUUAGUGUUAGUACUAGGAGAUCUGCAUAUUCCCCAUCGCUGCAGUAGCCUGCCUGCCAAGUUUAAGAAGCUGUUAUUACCAGGACGUAUCCAACACAUACUUUGCACUGGCAACCUCUGCACUAAGGAGUCUUAUGAUUAUCUGAAGACUUUAGCUAGUGAUGUCCAUGUUGUUAGGGGUGAUUUUGAUGACAAUACAACAUAUCCAGAGCAGAAAGUCAUAACUGUUGGACAGUUUCGUAUAGGUCUAAUACAUGGUCACCAAGUAGUACCAUGGGGUGAUGAAGAGUCUCUAGCCUUGGUUCAGCGUCAGCUUGAUGUGGAUAUCCUUAUAUCAGGCCAUACGCACAGAUUCGAAGCAUAUGAACAUGAAAACAAAUUUUAUAUUAACCCUGGAUCAGCGACAGGGGCUUACAGUCCAUUGUUUAGAAAUGCGACGCCAUCUUUUGUUUUAAUGGACAUUCAAAGCUCAACAGUAGUGACAUAUGUUUACAAAUUGCUUGGAGACGAGGUUAAGGUGGAAAGGAUUGAAUAUAAGAAAGCAUAAUUUAUGUUUAACAUAUAAAUAUUUAUCUGUUAAGUUCUACCAUUUAUAUAAGUAGCAUCGGUGAAAUUUGUCUGUGCAGAAACUACCAAAUUGAAGCUUAUAUCCAAUAACUCUUGCGGUUGCUCCGUGGCGGGGCGAAACUUGUGUAGUGUGAGAUUGGUUGCCGUUUGUACAUGUGAAUAUGUGUGUGGACGGUGUACAACAGGUCUCGCAGAUGCUGGCUAUAUGUGGAAGUUGCUAGAUAUCAUGGUUUCACAGAUAUAAUAUGAACAUCCAUACAAUUCAAAUAUACAUAUAUUAAAGUUGUUUUUUUUAGAUUAGAUAGUGGUACAACAAAAUUGCAGAAUGUUAUCGGAAAACUAUGCCAGCCUAGAAUAAUUAUUUAAAUCAUCAUCAUCAGAAUCAUUAAAUUCAAAAUUAUUGUCUUAUUUUGAAAUAUUGUUGUAUAUAACAGCAUGAUUUCAGGUUAACAUAAAAUGAUAGAUUUACUACUAAACUAAUUUCAGUAAGUUUUAAAAUAAUUUUAGAAAUUUGUCAGUUUUGUAUGACGCCUAAAUUCUACAUAUAUAAAUGUCAAAGGGCAGGAAAAUUGUAUGCUAGUACUGCACCAUAAUUCUGAUGAUAUGUAUUAAGAACCAUCUGAUGUGACAGUGAUAAUAAUUAUUUUCUUUAUUAUACUCUGAUAUAUUUUUUUUUGUUAUAAUAACUAUAGUAGAAGAAUUAAAUUUAAGAUUGCAUGUGCAUUUUGUUUAUUUUUAUUGUUUAUCGGAAAUGUACCUACUGCUUGACCUGAAUUCCAAAAUAUAAAUAAAUAUCCUUUUGUUAU